This is a messenger RNA of Aaosphaeria arxii CBS 175.79, 4858 nucleotides long. RefSeq lists its product as uncharacterized. Lineage: Eukaryota; Fungi; Ascomycota; Dothideomycetes; Pleosporales. Gene Ontology annotation, biological process: metal ion transport; transmembrane transport. Bases 73 to 4563 code for a protein of 1496 amino acids. Gene Ontology annotation, cellular component: membrane. The transcript is spliced from 3 exons. Gene Ontology annotation, molecular function: cobalt ion transmembrane transporter activity; cobalt ion binding; magnesium ion binding. The record is from RefSeq and is a predicted model, not a curated record.
UACAAUGACAUUGUGGACAUCAGGACGCGUGUUCAUCAUCGUCCUGGAGUAUCUGGUAGUCUUUAUUUGAGCAUGGAGAAUGAAGAUGGCGCAAGGCCGAUCAGGAACCCGGAACAAGCUCAUAGACGGCCUGGAGUCGAGCACGGCGCGAGUCAAACCGAAAGAGCUGGAGUCGCGGAAGUCGAGUCCAAAUCAGCAUCCUUAAUCUUCAUUAACCACGAGGACAAGCGAUUUGUCUUCCCCUUGGACAGUGCCAAAACUUGGGAGUCGUUCAAACUUCUUCUCGCGCAAAUAUACUCACGUGCAGAUCAUGAUAUCAGAGACGCAGUAUCGUCAAACAACUUCGAUAUACUUAACAUCGAUAAUGAGAUAAUCCUUCCAACAGUUUGGGAAAGCGUCGUCAAAUAUCACCUGCCUCAAGAGCAGAAACAUGGUUCUAUUUGUCACACCGUCAAGAUAGCGUUUUGGCAUUUAAAUUCACAGUCUGUGGAGGAUGAGACCAGACCUUAUGUGGCUUCACGGCCUGCUGAAGCACCCAAACUACACGAUACAGAUGCGGAGAGAGAAGCGACAUACAGGCCGAGAGGUCGUGUCAAUUUGUUUAGAGAUCUCCCAGAACGUUUUGGAAGAGCACGAUCAGAAGAAAGGUCACGGUCUAGGAAGUCGCUGGGGAUAAGAAGAGUACCUUCCACCUCUGAUGAUAUCGACAUUCGGCGUGAGAUUCGACAUGACCGCCGACGAAGCCGUUCGGUCUCUCCAACUCCAAGAUACAUAUAUCGGGAGUCCGAUGACGAAGGCAACAGUGGUAGCGGUGACGAAGACGAAGACGAAGAGUCUUCUACUGAUGACUCCAGCACCGAUCUCAACAAUGCUCCUCGACGUACACAACUGCCACCUCAGCCACGUAAUGUUGGAACCUUGUCCGAUUGUGAUGGAAACAGGUUGAUUUGGCUUAUCGAUACAUCCAAAGUCAAGUUCUCUAAAACGACUAGUACUUCAAACGCCACGAGCAGCGGUGCAGAAACAUCCAAACGAUCUUUUAAUAUGAAAACCGAUAACCUUCGGAUCAUCAAAGCAGUUCAGUCGUUCUCUGAUGCACGAAUGGCCAUUCAAGUCCAUACUCUCCCCGGGCCCGAAAACCCGUCUGUUUCACCAAGCAUCAGCAUUCGUUGGCAUCAUCUUUACGCAGAGACUCUGGACUUCGGACAAUUUAAGCAAGCCUGUUUGGAUUUUCCAGGGUUAUGCAGUCGGAAAAAGAUCCUUAUAGCUGACCUUCUGAAAAAGAUCGAGAAAGAAAAAACCAAAGCUGGUGAACAAGGACUAUUUAUCGAACCUGGAACAGUGCUGCGAGCUGAUGAGAAAUGUCAACAAGACUCAUCGUCUGUCAUAUUCUCCUGCGUACCGCACUAUGACGUGCGCGACCGGACGAAGAAUGGGCUAACAAACGCAGACCGUUUGUUUCGCCCAUCCAGUCUCAUGCAGGCGUAUUAUCCAUACCAGCCUGUAGAAGAAAGAGACUCCGAACAAGCUUUCAGGAAAUUCAGAGGCGGUUCCUCACCGCAAAUUGUCUAUGUUCCCAGCACCUGGAUCAUGAAUAUUGACGCUCACGCGGUCGUAACAUGUGGGUACAACCCUUUAUCUGAAGACUUCGUGAAAUCGAUUGAAAUCGUGGAAGAAGUCAUCAAACCCAGCGUGGAGAGCCACGAUUCCAAGGGAUCCGCUUUGAACUCGAUUACGAACAUUCGACUUCGGGAUUGGGAGGGCCGUGAUCUGCUGUUCACUCCUAAAGAAUGCGAAAGCUAUUUCGAGUUUGAACAAAAGCUUAGGGAGAUGAAGUAUCCGGUACCUGUGACUGACGUCAAGGACCUUCGUCUCGCCUGUGCUAGUCAAGAUAGCCAAAAGGCUGUAUUACCCCAAGAGUGGACAGAUAUUCUGAAGGCACAUAAGGGAUAUUUUCUAGAUCUCACAAUGCUGGACGAACAAAAAGUGGCAGAUAGGAAAGCAGAUAACAUAGAGCUUGGUAGCAGGAACAUCACGAGGAUUGGUGAAGAUCUAAAGGAAGUACAAUCAGACACAUUGGGGGUUCUGCCUUUCUUAUAUUGGCCAAACGGACCCAUCACGGCACAAGAGACCUCCACAACCGGCUUUGGAUACGACACCACUACAGGCGGAACUGCAGCCCGGCAAUCUACAUUUAUUCCCCCGCACGUAAAACAUGCAAUGUAUUGUCUCGAGCAAGUGGAAAAGACGAUGAUGGCUGAGAUUUUAGGGGAAUGGGAUGCAGAGUCCCCAGUGGAGAAGUCAUUCACCUCUACUAAGUACUACGAAGAGCUUCCAGAGUCAACCGUGGAGGAUGUGCGACAAACUCUUAUUUCGCUGCUACAACAUCGCACUUCUCUUGGGAUCGGGUCAAACAACCUUUCAUUGCACCAAAAGAUCGUCGAAGAGCACUACUCGAAACUCGCCAAUUCUGUUGCAACCUUGACAGAGAUACUGUAUGAAACUUUGAAGCUCUUCACCUCAGAUGUCGAUAAGAGUACCAUGCUCCGAAAGCUGUGGGGAUCGGUACAAAAGAUGUACUCUGUAGUCCAACGGAUUCAGCAACGCUGUACCACUCCGAAAACCAGAACCUCCGGUCAAUCUGGUCGUGAUGCAUAUGUGGUUCGCACACAAAGUUCGAUUCAGCAAGGCAAAUUCGUUCCACUUCCGGAUGACGAGGAUGUGAAAAAUAGUAUCAGAAAUUGCCGGACCUGCAAAGCACAUACCAAAUAUUCAGAUCGGGAAGCUGCAAUUAGCCAUCUUCACGAUCAUCUAAAAAGCCAAACAAACCCCAAAGCCAAAACCAAUGUCGACGACUGGGUCAUUGGCACACAAGAGAAGGAAAACGAGGAGACCAACGCGGGACACCUAGCCAUACUGGACACUUCCAUCAAGCAGGCUCGCGUGCUUUUGUCAGAACUGCAACAGUUAGUUGGAGGGGUUAAGAAUGCUGACAGCCAACUUUCUAAGAUUUAUACCUUCCCACACGAGCUUCUGAAAAGUCUACACAGAACCAGCGUCUUUUACUUUGCUGCCGAAAGAUCUCUAUACUUCACAGAGUCAAUGAACUCUCGCGGGACCCGAACCCUAUCUCGUAGAGACAAACCAUACGCAAAAAUGGGCCUGAAGGUUAUAGAACGGUUUGGUGAAAGCGCCAAAUCUUCCAUUCUAUUAGCUCGUCGAGAUCUUUGUAGUAUGGCCCGGUCACCAGCCCCUGAACAUGUAUCGCAACGGCUGUCCCUAGGUCCACUCUAUAUCUGCAGCUGGUUUAUCCGACGCCUUCUCGUGCAGCCCGCGAUUGAUGGAUUGACCGUUGCAGAUAUAUACCGGGAUUACAUUUCCACUCUGCAGUUUGAAGUCAAUCAUAGCCCCAGUAAGCGUCUGCUUCGCUCCAUCAAGCUCGUGCAAGAAGAGCUUACGGCGCUGCAACGAGUAAACGCUUGGCAGAAGAAGCUCAUCCAGUCAUACGACAAAGUUCUUAACGAUAGGACAUAUCAAUUCGAAAUUCUCGAACGAGAAGGAAUGUUCCCAUACGAGCGUCAGGUUCUGGACUCAUGCCUUGAUAAUUUACAGGAUACUCUUGAAGAUUACAACGAACUCUACCGUCGCUGCGAUCCUAUGAGCGAAAGUACGAAACAAUGGUCGGAAAUCAAUGAGGAGAACAACGGCAAAGCCAUCAUGGUUUUCACCAUCGUAACCGUCAUUUUCCUUCCUCUCUCUUUCGUGACAUCGUACCUUGGCAUGAAUACCUCGGACAUCCGUGACAUGGAGAACAAGCAGUCUCUCUUCUGGGAGAUAUCUCUGCCGCUCACGGUAGUGACGAUGGGCGUCAUGCUCUUCAUAGCCUACAAUGGUGAAGAGCUCCGCACCUUGAUAUCUACUGCGUACCGCCGUCUACUCGGUAAGCCCGACCUAAGACCCGCACCCGGUGGCAUCGGCGUCGCGCAGCGCAAACUUGCCCUGAAGUACCGCCCUCAGGCCGGCUCGGAUUCGAAUCUCGAUUACCGUUCUCUAGCAGACGAAGCGGAGUUCUCUCCUACUCCCACCGUAUGGGACGACCUGACCCGCAACCAAAUCGCCAAUUACGAGGACUAUACCAAAACCACCGCAGCCACCUCGAUGAGAUGGGCGCCCCCGCCUCCUCUUCCACCUCCCCUGCCACCUCCACCUGCACUCGAAGUGCCGCCGUAUAGAACAGUGGCCCGAGAGGAUCCGGAUGACCCCGAAUGGUUGGACCUACGCGCCCGAGCCGCUCCCGCAGCGAUCUACGAAACCCCCCGGCAUCAGCGGCGUUACCAGCAGUCGGGCAUGGCGGAUGACUGGCGAGCGAGACGAGCCCGGACAGAGCUUCAAGACCCCCUGUUGCCAGUUGAUACCACUAUGCGAUACCAACCCGUCGUAUUCGACGAGUCACGUGUGAUGCACACGACCGCCGCGGCGCAACAGACGAAAGGGUAUGACUGGGUGAAGAAGAGGAAGCAUAGGAGGCAUGUUUAUAGGAGGGAGCCCGGUUCGUCGGUGUGAAAAGUGAAAUGUUGACUGCUAGGGUGGUAGUGCGGAAGGGAGGUUUUGUGGUCGAUUUUCGCGGGAGAAGUUGCUUUAAAUGGCGGUGGAUGUACUAGGAUUUCGGUCCUCCCUUUUUGGCAGGCACAGUACAGACAAUGAUUUGCAUUGACUACAGGAUGUUUUUGGUGCGAAUAUUGGGAAAGCAUCGUUUGGCAUGUGUUAUAAAAAUAUUCAUGUAGCAUUAGCACACAUAGCACACAGGAUAUCAUUCAAAGCAUAGCAUAGCAAAGCAUUUGUAGCAUUUACAACGCCC